UCAGUACGGUUUUUCUCGGAGUUCGCGAUUUUUGCCAUCCUCGUAAUUUGCGAAAAGUGAGUCUUGGUGCUUUCAAGGCUUCGUUUUCUGUGCGAUUCGCGUGCCAAGUGUAUUGUGUAUUAUUCCUUGCUUCUUAUAAAUCGGCUGCGCGUGCGGUACGUGAUGCCGUCGGCGCGGCUGCGGCUGCGCGAGGCGGACGUGGUGCGGCUGAGCCUGGAGUUCCUGCACAACCGGGAGCUCCACAUCUCGCAGCUCUCCCUCGAGCGGGAGACGGGCAUCAUCAACGGCCUCUUCUCCGACGACGUCCUCUUCCUCCGACAGCUCAUCCUCGACGGACAGUGGGACGACGUCCUCGAGUUCAUCCAGCCCCUCGAGGCCCUCCCCGCCUUCGACCUCCGACAGUUCACCUACCUCAUCCUCCGCCACAAGUACGUCGAGCUCCUCUGCAUCAAGUCAGAGGCCAGCGGCCUCACCGAGAACGUCGACAGCGCCGUCUCCGAAGUCGUCCAGGUCCUGCACGAGCUGGAAAAAGUGUGCGCCUCGAAGGAGGAACACUCGAACCUGUGCCUGCUGCUGACCCUGCCGCGGCUCUCGGACCACCUGAACUACAAGGACUGGAACCCGAGCAACGCGCGGGUGCAGUGCUUCCGGCAAGUCUACCCCCUGGUGGAGAAGUUCCUACCCUCGGACAAGAAGUCGGGCGAGCGGGAGGCCCUGUCCGGGGCGGCCAAGAACGACCGGCUCAUCCAGCUCCUCAUCAAGGGGAUCCUCUACGAGUCGUGCGUCAAGUACUGCCAGGUGAAGGCCACCGGCGAGCCCGAGACCCCGACGCAGGACCACGAGAUGACCUUCUCGCGGCUCCUCGACGGAUGCGCCGGGCUCAGCGAUUCGGAUCUGUCGCUCUUGUCCUGGUUGCAGAGCAUACCCCCCGAGACCUUCUCCAUCCCCUUCGAGCAACGAUCACUCAACGUCGACGUUGAGAGGUUGGAGCGCCCCUCGCUGGAGACUUCCUGGACGGAGCACAUGCUGGUGACGCCGAUCAAGCCGAAGACGUUCCCGCACUCGGCGAUGCCGUUCACGCGCCCCAAGUCCGCGGCGGACAUGAUGUCCCGCUCCCUCCUGCCGGCCCUGGACCAAGGCCCCGCGGGGACCGCCCCCGGCGGGAUGGCCCUCUCGACCGGCGACCUCCGCGGCUCCCCGCUCAUGUCCCGCUCCUCCUUCGCCUCCUUCCACCUCACCGGCGCCGGCGUCUCCAAGAACAAGCUCAUGAACACCUCCGUGGACCGGCUCUUCGAGAACGAGGGCGACGUCUUCGUCUCCUCCACCUACGGCGAGUUCCAGCUCCCCUCCAUCUCGGAGAACACCUCCACGCCCAAGCGCAAGUCCCCCGAGAGGAAGUCCCCGAGCCGGAAGGAGGCCCUCCUCUCGACGCCCUCCACGCCGGAGCACGGCCGCGGCCGGGAGUCCCCCUCCACCUCCACGUCCACCUCCACGACGGCCCGCUCCUCGCGCCGCGACUCCCUCUCCCUCUCCGAGCGACCCCACCCAGAUCCUACCUCCGCCAACCCGGCCGCCAACCUGGACCCCAGCCGCGGCGUCUACGACCAGGGUGAUCUCUUCAAGGAGUUCCAAAGGACCCGGCAACGCCUCCAGGAGAAGGAGAUUCUUCUCCGACAGUACUCGGAUCCUAGGUUCUCCGAUAGUCAAAGAAUGUCCGAAGACAGUUUUCGGUCGAAUAGUAGUAGAACAAAUUCAGCUUUAGUUAAUUCGAAUUCUGUGCCCAACUCUAAUAGUACUGUAGUUAAUAGUAAUGGACGGAUAGAACCUCCGGAUGCCCACUACGACACUGUCAAGCCGUUGGGGCGGACUGAUCUAGACGGAGGCCAAGGGAAUGGAGCGGGCCGCGCUCGGUUCAUGGCGAUCACGUCGCUGGAGGACGUGCAGGCGGUCCGGUGCGCCGAGUUCCACCCCCGGGGAAACGUCUACGCCGUCGGGUCCAACUCCAAAACCCUCCGAAUCUGCGCCUACCCCAAAAUAUCCGACAUCAGCGAGGACUCGCCGGUAUGCCAGCCAACGGUACUGUUCAAGCGGACCCGCCACCACAAAGGCUCCAUCUACUGCAUGGCCUGGACCCCGAUUGGUGACCUCAUGGCCACAGGAUCUAACGACAAGACCGUCAAACUCAUGCGCUUUAACGCCGAAACUUCCAAUCUAGAAGGUCAAGAGAUAGAGUUGGCGAUGCAUGAUGGGACGGUAAGAGACCUUUGUUUCCUGGAGGAUACAAGCAACAAGUCCUCUCUGCUCAUCAGUGGUGGUGCUGGCGACUGCAAGAUUUACGUCACGGACUGUGCCACUGGCCAAGCUUACCAGGCUCUCAGUGGUCACUCUGGGCACGUACUUUCUCUUUACAACUGGGGUGGUGCCAUGUUUGUGAGUGGUUCUCAGGACCGAACAGUCAGAUUUUGGGACUUGCGGACUCGAGGCUGUGUUAACGUCAUUACUCCUGUCACUGUUCCAGGGACCAAGCAAGGAAGUGCGGUGGCAGCAGUGUGUGUUGAUCCAUCCGGCCGACUUUUGGUUUCUGGUCACGAGGAUUCUGCGUGUGUUCUGUGGGACAUUCGCGGAGCUCGAACCCUGCAAUGUUUCAAGCCACACUCAGCGGACGUACGCUCCAUCCGCUUCUCACCCAGUGCCUAUUACCUUCUCACGGCAGGUUACGAUAACCGACUUGUUCUCACCGAUCUUCAAGGUGAUCUAACAGCGCCAUUACCAAGCGUUGUUGUUGCACAGCACCAAGACAAGGUUAUUUCAGGUCGAUGGCACCCGCAGGAAUUCUCGUUCCUCAGCACAAGUGCGGACAAAACAGUCACUUUGUGGGCUCUGCCCCCUGUCUAAGUACCGGUAUUAUAAAAUAUAAAUGGAUCAUGUUUACCUGUUUCUUUUUUUCUUUGUUUGUUAACAUAGUUAUAUUUUUUCUACGAGUUUAAUUGCCACAGUUCACGUUCGCAUUAUUUGUUUAGUCAGAAUGAUGAGGGAAUUAGGCAAUCAUUAGGAACAAAGAACCACUUGGAUUUAACUUAAUAAUACAAGGUGACAAACUAUAGAUUAUAAUGUGACUAAUAUUCAUGAAGAAACUCUAAUGUUGUUACUGUAAAAAAUUUAAGUAUUCUCCCAAUGUAUUUAGCGUUUUUAUGAGUCAUAUUUUAGUUUGAAUAAUCUUCUGUUUAAUCUCAUUUCCAAACAAAAAAAUGUUAUGAGAUUUUAUAAUACUCACAAUGACAGUAUUUCUCCUUUUUCUUUCCUUUACGAGAUUCUGUUUGGACAAAAUACAGAUCAAUUCCACCAUACCCUCUUAAAUUUUUACAAAACAUGGAUUUAAGUGCAACAUGUUUAGAUGGAUACUAAAGUUUUAUAAUGAAUUUGUAAUUAUUUUCCUGAUUAAUUUGUUGUCUUUCAUGAAGGAACGUAUUUUCAUUGCACUGGUUCUGUAUUAUGGACUUAUACUUUAUUUGUUUUUAGGAGGACCAUCAGAUGCAUUCCCUGAAAUUUUUUGUAAUUUUUCUAUACCCUAAAAUACUCUGAAGUUUUCAGACUUAUUUGUGCGAUGGUUUUCCCAAGGAAAAAUAAAACACUCAUGUAGGUGUACCUACUGAAACAGUGCAAGCGAGAUACACUCAUUCAUGCCAGAGGCAACGAAUUUCCCUAUUGGUGCCUGUUUUGCUAAUUUUUGCUGAUAACGUAAUCAUAACCUUAUCAACCUAGUUUUUUAUAAUUUUUUAUAUAAUUACAAAAGGACAAAACUCAGUGAGCUUUCAUAAAAAGAAAAAAAAAAAAUCGCUUGAAGUGCAAUGUAGAGUUAGCUAAUCAAUGUAGAAAUUUAAACAAAAAUAAAAAACAUCAACUUCUGGUUUUUCUUUAUUUUGUAAAUGGAAUAGAUAUACCUAUCUGCAGUGCAAUUUUCAAGGAACCACUUCUAAAGAACUCAGCAGGCUGAUCCUUGAAAUUGAUGGACAGAGCCGUAGAUAAAGGAGACAAA
Bemisia tabaci is the source of this 4036-nucleotide messenger RNA. NCBI's taxonomy places the organism in Eukaryota, Metazoa, Arthropoda, Insecta, Hemiptera, Aleyrodidae. The record is from RefSeq and is a predicted model, not a curated record.